Molecule: messenger RNA, 1398 nt
Organism: Lotus japonicus
Lineage: Eukaryota; Viridiplantae; Streptophyta; Magnoliopsida; Fabales; Fabaceae
Exons: 6
Coding region: 1-1398 (465 amino acids)
Source: RefSeq, a predicted model, not a curated record
AUGUACAAUCUACCAAGUGUUGAUGAGGUUGCGGAUUUGAUCGUUGGUGAUUUUGAUUGUUCCGGUUGUGGUCGUGAUAUUAUCCUGCGCACACAUGGUGGUUCUUUCCAAAGAAUUACCGAAGAUCAUGCGUCAUUUCUUCCUCUACAAUACCCUUUAAUUUUCCCAUAUGGUGAAGAUGGGUACAGUGAUAACAUCAAAUUCCGCUCAACUACAGAUGAUGAGAUAUCCCGAAAAACAAAACAUAUUUCUUUAAGAGAAUUGUCCUUCUUACGCUACAACCAGGACACAAUUCGAAACCAUUUUCUUUCUGGAAUAGAAGAAGCAAUUGGCCGUGGUGACACCAAUUCUUCUACAAUAGGGCAAAGGAUUAUCCUUCCAGCAUCAUUUAUUGGUGGUCUUCGUUACAUGUUUAAUAAUUAUAUAGCAUGCCGGGUAUUUCACAUGAAGUUAGAUCAGAUCAUGGCAGAUUUCAAGAAGGGAAACUUCUUUGGAAAAGUAAUUGCAGGAAUGUACACCAUAGAGUUUCAGAAGAGAGGUUUACCGCGUGCCCAUAUUUUGUUAUGGCUUCAUGAUGAUGACAAAUUGAAUUCACUUGAGAUGAUUGAUUUUGUCAUUAGCGCUGAACUACCAGAUCCAAUACUAUAUCCAAAGUUGUACGGGGUUGUUUCCAAUUAUAUGGUUCAUGGACCAUGUGGUGUUAGCGGGAAUCAAUCACCUUGCAUGAAGAAUGGUCGUUGUUCAAAGUUAUUUCCUAAAAAAUAUGAAGCAGUUACGUCUUUUGAUAGUGAUGGGUAUCCCGUGUAUAGAAGAAGAAACACAGGUGUUACAACCACUAGAAGAGGAGUACAAUUGGAUAAUCAGUUUGUUGUUCCCUACAAUCCAAAGUUGCUCAUAAAAUAUCGGGCUCACAUCGACAUUAAGUACUACAAUAAAUCAAAUUCCAUUAAAUACUUAUUCAAGUAUAUUAAUAAGGGAGUUGAUAGGGUUACCAUGUCUAUGGCUGUUGGUGGAAUUCGUAGUAGAGAAAAAUGUGAUGUUGAUGUUGAUGAGAUCAAACAAUACUAUGAUUGCAGAUAUCUUUCUCCUUGUGACUCUGUUGUCAUCUUCAACGAUGAUGAACUUAUUGAAGAUGUGCUCGCAAGAAACAAAGGAAAGGCGAUCAUGUUUAUUACUUGGAUGGAAGAAAAUAAGAAAUAUAUUGAAGGAAAAAUGUUGAAAUAUGAUGAGUAUCUAGAGUCAUUUGUCUAUGAAGAUGACAAAAAGGAGUGGCGUCCGAGAAAAAGUGGAUUUAGCAUUGGAAUAAUUAACUUUGUACCUCCAGGUAUGCUCAGUGAUGACCGCGAGUUCAUUGGAUGGUUAAGGGAGUUGUCGAUUAUAGCAUCCGGUCGAUUAUAG